This is a messenger RNA of Culex pipiens pallens (northern house mosquito), 6846 nucleotides long. RefSeq names its product trithorax group protein osa-like. The transcript has 2 exons. The record is from RefSeq and is a predicted model, not a curated record. Lineage: Eukaryota; Metazoa; Arthropoda; Insecta; Diptera; Culicidae. The coding region runs from base 326 to 4651 and encodes 1441 amino acids.
UAAUUGUUUGAUCGAGUUGAGAUCGGUCUCUCGCGAAGCUCUCUGAACGGGCUUGCGUACGUAUACGCGGUAGAACAAUUCUUGGGAAGUUCCUGGACAUCACUUUUACUGGAGUAGAACAAGGACUUGGUGUUUUGGAAGUGUGAAGAGUGCGUUACAGUGUUACCGAGGGGUGUUACGGUGAAGAUCUUGGAUUAUCCUCAAGUGACUAAGGACUGUUUGGAGAGGACAUUGUGGUGGUGAACCCAAAGGUCGAACCAGUUGACUUGGUGGUGCUUAGUGGUGGCUUCCUUCUUGGCGUGUGAACUCCGCGGCUUGACGCGCAAUGAUGUUGAAACUGCUGAUAGCGGCCUGCCUGGUGACGCACGGGUUAGGCCGACCCGACGUUUCACACAUUUUGAGGCAGAAGCAAACUCGGCAGCAGAGGAACGACAGAUCGUUUCAUCCACUGGACUACCUGGCAAAGUUGGGGAACAGCACGGAGAUUGAGGCACGAAAGGCAUCGGACAAGGAGUUUGAUGUGUUCAAUUACCUUACCGCGUUCAACGGAACUGAGAUCAAUGCCCUUGAUGCCAGAUCACCCACGACGCAACGGAAGAAGGACCCAGCGGUAGGAAACCGGGUUGGUAACGGUAAUAGAACCUUUAGGAACUCGAAACCAUCUCCGUUCAAAAGAAACACAGCAGAACAAGGUUACACUUAUGAAAAGCCAGCAGUCCCACUGCCCAUUAAACCAGUGGAUCCAUUCGAUUUUCCGUUUAAUCCGGAUGCCAACUUGAUCAAACCAGUAUCGACGCAAGCUCCGGAAUACCUACCUCCUUUCGAGCAAGGACCUGAAUCAGUAACUCCUAGCUCUCAACGCCCAUCCAGUACUGAAGCCCCUUACAAAUAUCCAACUCCUCAAACACAACAAACUGGAAUCCCAGUAUCAGUCGUCCAAGAUUCCCAAACUACCUCAACCCAACGGCCAACUCAACGUCCACAAGAAUCAACGCAACGUCCUUCUCAGCAACCGGAAGGUCCUUACGGCUCGAGCGAACCAUCUCCAACUUCAUUCGGAACAACCCAACGACCUGCUUCGAUCUCUGAAGGUCCAUACGGUGGAUCAACCCUUCGACCAUCACAACAACCUGACGGAUCAACGCCACAACCAGCCAACGAGCGUGAAGACAUCUACGGAUCGACGCCAGACAGCUAUGCUCCACAAGGUUCUUCAACAAUUGCACCAUCUACUCAGGACUCUUACCAACCACAAGGAUCAACUCAAAGACCUAGCGAUAGCGACAAUCAAGAAAAACCACAAGACAGCUACGCCCCUCAAGGAUCUACGACCACGGCAUCGCCAUCUUCUCAGGACUCUUACCAACCACAGGGAUCAACUCAGGGACCUAUUGACAGUGGCACUGAAGGACGACCUCAAGACAGUUACGGACCACAGAGCUCAACUGCUUCGCCAGUACCAUCAUCAACCCUAGAAGACUUCAGACCAACCGGAACUACCGACUUUAAUGGCUACCCACAAGUGUCCAGCUUGAGCCCAAUCAGUCAAGCACAGGACGUUCAGCCAACGACUGAGGACGGAACCAAUGGGUACUCUCAAGGACCUUCUAGUACUUCUCAGGGCCCUUCGUCUGCUUCCAGCACUUACAGACCUUCCCCAAGUUCGACAAAUCGUCCUGAGGGUCAGUUAACAACAAAGCCGAACAUUGACCAGGAAGAUCAGAAUGCACCGAUUCUACCUCCAAAUUUGAACGAAGUGAUCGGAGAACCCGUUGACAUCAAUGAGCUUGCAACCACAACUCCAAGCACCACGACGACUCGGAAACCCGACGGAUCUUUCCUUCCACCAAAGCCACUGCCAGAACUAGUCGUUCCCCGUGAACCGAGCACUUCAUCGCGCCCUGAACAAUAUCCAACUACAGCAUCAUCAACUGCAGCAUCCUCUCCCGUCCCAACCAGUGGAUUCGUAGCCUCAACCUCCGCUCCGGAAUAUCUGCCACCUGAUGAGUCGCAGGAUUCUACUACUCCUUUGCAACAACAACCCGACGCACCUUACGGCUCAUCGACUCAACAACCCCAAGGACCAUCUUCGCAGCAACCCCAGGGCGCCUACGGCUCAACCCAAAAACCGUCUCCAAUUUCCCAGCAACCUGAUGGCCCAUACGGAUCCAGCGAACCACCAGCGAGCUCGGUCGGAACUGAAGGACCUUAUGGUGGAUCAACCCUGCGACCAUCUCAACAACCCGAAGACUCGUACGGCUCAACCCAAGGACCUUUCCAAUCCACUUCACAGCCGGAGAGUGAACGAGAAGAUUCGUACGGAUCGACUCAAGGUCCAUACACAUCGCGACCAGAAACGCAGCGUCCAUCUCAGGGUUCUGAGGACUCAUACGGAUCGACUCAGCGACCAUACGGUGAUCAAACCGUCUCAACGCAAUCACCGUUCUCGACCGAUGAAUCUAGCACACCAUACGGAGUCGAUGGAACCAGCACCGUUGCGGGUCAGGAAACAACAACCUUCGGUGGGUAUACAAACGGAGUUCAAGAAACGACUACUGCAUCUUCGUUCAGUACAGGACAGGAUGCCACCACAACUGCUGGUUAUUCAGGAUUCAGCCAAGAAACAACUACCGGAGCAUACACGAGUGCUAGUCAGCAAACUACAACUGGUGGAUAUCCAGGAUUCAGCGAGCAAUCGACUACUUUCAGCGGAUAUCCUGAAGCAUCUUCCACACCAGAUUCAUCUUCUGCUACCGGAUCCCCGACAACUUCAGCUGGGUCUACGUUUGCGCCAGAAUCUUCAACCUAUGAACCCUUCGAUAGCCAACCCGGUCAAUCGUCGUCGGUCAGACCAAACAACGAGCCACUGUACUCGACACCUUCUACCACCGGUCAGCAGCCUGCCGGAAUGGCAGUUUCCACAUCGGCUCCUGAAUAUCUUCCUCCGGAUGCUGGCGACUCUAGCAACCAGUACCGACCAUCGGAUGCUAGCUCGAUAGCUCCUCCGGCACCAACAUCGGAUUCGUAUCAACCAGAACAACCAGGCAGCCGUCCAAGCAACACGACCAGUCAGCAGUAUCCGCAAUCCGGACCUGGAGGUCCACAAAUUCCGAAUACUGCCAAUCAGCAGUACCCGCAGUCUGGACCUGGAGAACAGAAACCGAGUCGGCCAAGCGCACCGUCCGACAACGAAGUUGGUCAGCAGUAUCCACAGUCUGGUCCAAGUGGUCAACAAGGCGCCGAUUAUGAACCCGGACAACUACAGGGCAACCAGCAGUACCCACAGUCCGGACCGGGACAGCAGCAAAAUCAAGACUACAGACCAGAACAACCAAGCCGACCAAGCAUACCAUCCGACAACCAGGUAAGUCAGCAGUACCCACAGACUGGACCAAAUGGUCAACAAGGUUCUGAUUAUGAGCCUGGACAACCACAAUCCGGACCUGGUCAGCAGCCAACCCAGGGUUAUCAACCAGAGCAGCCGAGUCGACCAAGUGCGCCCUCGGAUAACCAGGUCAAUCAGCAGUACCCUCAAUCCGGACCAGAGCAACAGCAAAACCAGGACUACCGACCUGAACAACCAAGCCGACCAAGCGCUCCAUCCGAUAACCAGGUCGAUCAACAGUACCCGCAAUCUGGACCAACGGGUCAACAAGGCUCGGAUUACGAACCUGGACAACCACAGGAUAAUCAGCAGUACCCGCAAUCCGGACCUGGACAGCAGUCAAAUCAGGGCUACCAACCAGAGCAACCAACUCGACCAAGCGCACCCUCAGAUAACCAAGUAAGUCAGCAAUACCCUCAAUCCGGGCCUGGGCAACAGCAAAACCAAGACUACCCAAGCCGGCCAAGCGCACCUUCCGACAACCAGAUAGGCCAACAGUACCCUCAGUCCGGACCAACGGGUCAACAAGGUGCAGAUUAUAAACCUGGACAACCACAGGGUAACCAACAGUACCCACAAACCGGACUUGGACAACAGCAAAACCAGAGUUACCGACCAGAACAACCGAGCAGACCAAGUGCGCCCUCAGAUAACCAGGUCAAUCAGCAAUACCCUCAGUCUGGACCAGGUCAACAGCAAAAUCAAGACUACCGACCUGAACAACCCAGUGGACCAAGCGCCCCUUCCAACAACCAGUACCCACAGUCUGGACCAUCGGGUCAACAGGGUCCAGAUUAUGAACCCGGACAACCACAAGACAAUCAGCAAUAUCCACAAUCUGGACCUGGUCAGCAGUCAAGCGGACCAGACGCCGAUAAUCAAAUCAGCCAGCAGUACCCACAAUCGGGACCCUCCGACAGUCAGAGUUCACAGCCAGGAUCGCCAUACCCGUCGCAAUCCCCACCGGAAGAUAUGACCAUUGCAGCCGACAUCAACAACGAGUUCGGACCAAACAACGGAUACCUGCCGCCAUAUCCGGUGGACAACGCGGGCCUUCGAAUUGUCGUGGAAGACAACUCGCCACGGUCCGAGUCGGAAGCGGAGGAGUCCGCGCUGCAGCCACGUGUGGCCUCGGCUGCCCCGGCUGACGGGUACAACUACAAGGUUCCAGAGGACAAACUACCUCCGACGAUAGUGGUUCCCUCGCAUACGCUCGAUGACCAGGGCUACCAUUACAUGAUUCCUAACGUACCCUUCCUCUCGUAGGGGGUCGGUAAUACCUUGGGUAGAUCUAGGUCGGUAAGCACUAACCACUAACUCAAGACUCGUAGUAGAGACGCAGCAUGGUUUUGAAAUCUUGUUAAGUUUUCGCACAUUGGUUCGUACUUUUGACAGGUCGUGUCCAGUGUUGCCAGUUCUUGGAUCCCUUUUGACGAGGGGUGACGUUAAAUCAUAUUCCGUGAGUCGUCUUUAAUGUUAGUCUACGUCCCAAUUUCCAUUCAUUAGCUUAUAAAACGCAUUUAUACGCAAAAUCUUUCAUUUUUCUACCAAAGUUUGGAUGCCACAGCAAAGAAAAAGGAAAAGAGAACGCGACUUCAUCGAGACCGACGGCGACGACGACGACGACCAACUUAGACCGACUGACCAAGUUAGCGCCACAUAAUUUAUUUAUUUUGUUUUCAUCGCCAAUAUUUUUCCAGCCAUUUUUUCCCAUGACUUGAUCGCGGCGGGGGUUGCGCGGGUGCAGUGUUGCCAGCGUUGGGGGAGGGUGAAUCCACAAAACUAUCUCUAAGUACUUCCACUUAUGUAACACAACUGCACUUCAACAAUCUUGAAACAAUCGAUUUCGGCGGCAAUUUCAGCGCUGGAUAUUGCAAUAUCUAGCUUCUGUUGCUAAAGUUGUGGCAGUUUAGUUUGGUUAGGGGCAAGACGAUCGAACUGCACGAUCGUCAACCCCAGAAUGGCACUCUCGACGACGGCUUCCAAGAUCUGGUUAUUCUGGCUGAUCUUUGCGCAACGGGGAAUGGGAUAAAGAAAGAGUGAGAGCUCCGACGAAUCGCGUGAACAUUAUGGUUAUGUUUAAAAGUAUUAUGAAUUCGUUAGGAGCCCGAUUAGUGGAUGGUCCCGCCGGGGAGGUUAGGUAGAGUGCGGUGUGUUGGAUGGAAGAUUUUGUAGUGAAAUAGUAUUCUUAAAUUUCUACUCUUACGCUUUUGGCUUUAAAAUCACUUGGUUUAUAAUGUUUAAAUCACUUUCAAAAAUCUGCUGUGAUAAAUGUAACAACGAAUUUAUUUCAACUUCUUUUAGGUUAGGUAUUUAGUUGUUUAAUAUGGCACCAUCAAUUACAAAGCUGCACGAAUGAAGUUGUAAUACAGUGCUGAUAUUAUUAUCUGCAGUUUUGUAUUGUUUAACUCAAAUCAUGUUCAUUUUUUUACUUUCAUGCUUCAGCAAACCAAAAAAGUAAGAAACAUACUAACAGUGGAAUCAUUUUUUUGAACAUAGUUUAACCAUUCAUUAGUAUCUAUUUGUAUCAAAAUUUCUAAGGUUAACAUAGGUAAUAUAAGAGUUUUUCAAAAAAUAGAUCACCUGAUUUUUCUUGGAAUAAAAUAUAAAUAAAUAAUUGCAAAUCUUUCCAGUAAAACAAGAUUCAAAAAUUGUUGACUUUUGAUGAUUAAAACCAAACUAGUUUUCCAUCCUUUCUUCUCCCAAAACAACAUUUCCAUCCGACCUGCCGCGUUUUCCGUCCAAGUCGCCACACUAAACCUGCUGGCCAAGAGUUUGCUUUCUUCUACAACACAGGGGCCUCAUGGUACCAUCAUCUGGCCGCAGGCUCUCUUCGUGAGAGAGCGACCCCAACCGACCAGCUUGUCUACGAGUCUAACUCCCUAAGACCCUUGAUCUGGAGGCCAUCAGCACCAACCGCUCCAUGCAACAGCUACAAGAAAACACUUUUCACGACUUGGUCCGUGUAGUUAUUCGUGUUUACAGGCUUGUAAAUAAUUAUAUCGAUUAAGUCGUCGUUUAUAACACUCAUAACAGAGUUUGCCUUUUUUGCCAUUUCUGAAUGUUUGUUUUUCGUGAGACUACCUUGCGCCAUCAAACGAACGCACCACGCAAGCCGUUUUCAGCGCGACUGCGACCGUAUCUUCAUCAGUCCUAAAUAUGGACCAUCACUAAAGUGGCCACUGGUCACCGCCACCCACCCACGCAUCACGCCGCGCAGAUUGCAACCCAAAAGAUGCACUUGGCUUCAAGUGACACGUGAAAUGAAGAAGUCAUUCCCUAACCUUAAAAACGCGCCAUCAAAUCAUCAUCCUAACCUCAAAACAAUCCUAUAAACGUGUAUAAACACGCACGCACACAUUUUUAACGAGCGAUUAUUUAAAAGAAGUGAAGAAGUUAAAAUGAAGAUGUUAAGUGAAACAGAGGGUAGAAAUAUACUUCAAAACGUAUCAUUAUGACAA